AACUGAAAGAAAGGGGAAGUGGAUUAACAGAUAUGAUGGACGUGGGUGAGUUUGAACCAGAGACCAAUUAAAAGUAAGACAAUUGAAGACGACUUGAGAAUUGAGAUAGCUACUACUCAGCUUUUCAAAGACAUGGAUGAAUUCUUCGAAUUGGGUUUUUCUUGGCAUUUAUAUGAAAAAGACUACGUUGAAUAUAAUAAUCUCUCUUUAAUGAGUUUUCCCACGGAGAUGCAACUCCCAGAACUCUCGCUGUCGCUCUCUCUGUUUUUUUAUCUCAAGAAUGAUCUUGUUAGGAAGUUUCUGCUGUUCUGGUGAAGAAAGAAGAUUCAUGAACUCAUCAAUCAGUAGUAGCAAACAUUUAUUGGUCAAGGUCAGAAUGUACGAGUUCUACUGGAAAAUGACAAAAUGGGUGCAGAAGCAAUUACGAAUAUAUCACAGAAAGACAUUGCGUAAAAGAGAUUAGAUAGGUAGAAUGAUUGAUUUAUAGUACGAAGAGGGAGAGCGAAAGGAAAAGCAAAGGAAAUUUCCGGUGGACUAAUGGAGAUAUUUUUUGAAUCAGCCUUGUUCUCUUAUGGGUUCGGCUUUUGAUUUUGAUUCGGUUGAGGACCCGAGGUUUCAUUCGACGGAAAUGGUGGGGAUUUUGUCGAGUUCCUGUCAGUACAAUGAGUUAGGGUUUGGGACUUCAGGGUUUAGCUGAUGCUGGGUGGAGAUUGAUAAGGUAGCCGAGGAGUUUGGAGCUGAAGAGAGAUGAGAGCCAGGGAGCGAGAGAUCGCGACUUCGGUUCUACUCUGGUUGGUCCUGGUUUUUCAUCCGUUAACGAAGAUCUGUGCCAAUAGCGAAGGUGAUGCUUUGCAUGCCCUACGAACAAAUUUACAAGAUCCUACUAAUGUCCUGCAGAGUUGGGAUCCGACCCUUGUCAAUCCCUGCACAUGGUUCCAUGUUACAUGUGACAACGAUAACAGCGUUAUCAGAGUUGAUCUAGGGAAUGCAAACUUGUAUGGUCAACUUGUCCCACAACUUGGCCUUCUUACAAAUCUGCAGUACUUGGAACUUUUUAGUAAUAACAUCAGUGGAAUUAUUCCCAGUGAGCUUGGGAAUCUGACAAAUUUGGUGAGCUUGGAUCUUUAUUUGAACGGCUUCUCUGGUUCCAUUCCUGACAGCUUGGGGAAGCUGACCAAGCUGCGGGUCCUCCGGCUUAACGACAACAACUUGACGGGUGAAAUUCCAAUGUCUUUGACUAAUAUCAUCGCCCUGCAAGUUCUGGAUCUGUCUAAUAACUGCCUAUCAGGAGUUGUACCAGAUGGUGGUGCCUUUUCAUUGUUCACUCCCAUUAGUUUUUCUAAUAACCUGAAUUUGUGUGGCCUGGUUAAUGGGCAUCCUUGCCCAGGAUCUGCUCUAUCUUCUCCACCCCCUCCCCGUCCUCUGUCUUCUCCACCCUCUGUCCCCCCUCCAGGAGAAAAUAGUGCCAAUGGAGCGACUGCUGAUGUAGUGGCUUUUGGUUCUGGUUUAUUGUUUGCUGCUCCGGCUAUUGGGUUUGCAUUGUGGCGUCAAUGUCAACGUCGACGGAAACCAAAACAGCAUUUCAUUGAUGUUCCUGCUGAGGAUCCAGAAUUUCAUCUGGGCCAGCUGAAAAGAUUUUCUCUGCAAGAACUCAAAGUUGCCACUGACAGCUUUAGCAACAAAAACAUUCUGGGUAGAGGAGGAUUUGGUAAGGUGUACAAAGGACGCUUAGCAGAUGGUCAACCAGUUGCCGUAAAACGACAAAAAGAAGAGCGGACACCAGGUGGAGAGCUGUGGUUUCAGACGGAGGUAGAGAUGAUCAGCACGGCUGUGCACCGGAAUUUGCUUCGGCUCCGAGGUUUUUGCGUGACACCAACUGAACGCCUGCUUGUUUAUCCCUACAUGGCUAAUGGAAGUGUUGCAUCACGUUUGGGAGAAUGUCCACCAGGAGAACCACCUCUUGAUUGGGCUACACGAAAACGGAUUGCUUUGGGAUCGGCUAGAGGGAUUUCUUAUUUACAUGAUCACUGUGACCCAAAGAUCAUUCACCGUGAUAUCAAAGCUGCAAAUGUUUUUUUGGAUGAGAAGUUUGAGGCUGUUGUUGGAGAUUUCGGGUUGGCUAAACGUAUGGACUGCAAAGAUACUCAUGUAACUACUGCUUUACGUGGCACAAUUGGACAUAUAUCCCCAGAAUAUUUUUCCACUGGGAGAUCGUCAGAGAAGACCGAUGUUUUUGGGUAUGGGAUCAUGCUUCUUGAGUUUGUAACUGGACAGAGGGCAUUUGAUCUCGCUCGGCGUAGAAAUAAGGAUGACAUCAUGUUGCUGGAUUGGGUAAAAGGACUUCUCAAAGAGAAGAAGUUGGACAUGUUGGUCGAUCCUGAUCUCCGAAACAAUUAUGUUGAAUCAGAAGUAGAGCAGUUAAUCCAGGUCGCUUUGCUUUGUACACAAGGCUCUCCAAUGGACCGGCCUAAGAUGUCAGAGGUUGUGAGAAUGCUUGAAGGUGAUGGGUUGGCAGAGAGGUGGGAAGAGUGGCAGAAGGUGGAGGUGGUCCGCCAGGAGGUUGAGCUUGCCCCACACUGGAAUUCCUUAUGGAUUGUCAGCUCUACUGACAAUCGGCAUGCUGUUGAAUUAUCUGGUCCAAGAUGACCUUGUGAUGGCUUAGAAAAAAUAAAAAAGCAAUCCUUUUCCCACUCCAUAUGUAUUUUUGGUUAUGCUUUGUGUAAACAUGGUUGGUUUCACCGAUAUUGUAACCAUACCGAAUUUGUUCUCCUUAUUACAUGCAAAGGGUCUUUUUACUGU
Messenger RNA from Macadamia integrifolia, 2799 nucleotides. RefSeq names its product LRR receptor kinase BAK1-like. Gene Ontology annotation, molecular function: ATP binding; protein kinase activity; protein binding. Gene Ontology annotation, biological process: protein phosphorylation. NCBI's taxonomy places the organism in Eukaryota, Viridiplantae, Streptophyta, Magnoliopsida, Proteales, Proteaceae. The transcript has 11 exons. The coding region runs from base 748 to 2646 and encodes 632 amino acids. The record is from RefSeq and is a predicted model, not a curated record.